AUGAACAGUAUCGCCCCUUUUAUUGCAUCUGUGUCGAAACAGCUCAUUCACCUUGCCGCGCCUCAAAUCACCAAGUCCGUGGGAUCCAUGCAAACCAGAGCUUUAUCAGGGAGCUCGUUAUGCCAAAGCGCAACACUUUUACAAGAUCACGAUGGAUUUGGUUUUGCGAGAUCGAACCCUGGCCCACGGAAGCCGAGAAGCAUUGGUGUGACCGAGAUUCGAGGUCCAUAUUACUCCGUAAUGGGGAAGCGGUACUUGGCAGAUGUCCUGGAGACAAUGGGCGAUCAUGUCGAUGGAUUAAAAUUUGCUGGAGGCUCAUUUUCGCUGUUCCGGGAGAAACCUCUACGCGAACUCAUUGAUUUGGCUCACGACCAUGGUGUUUAUGUUUCUACUGGGGGAUGGGCUGAGCAUCUUCUCACCCAUCCCGAUCCGAAUGCUGUCUUUGACCGGUAUCUAAGCAAAUGCAAAGACUUGGGGUGCGGUAUCAUCUACCUCCUUUCAUUUCUUAUCACUAAUCAUCGCCCCUACAGCUUCGACGUCAUCGAGUUGUCUUCUGGCUUCCUCUCCUUCCCCGAAGACGACUGGCUUCGACUAGUCAACAAAGUCCAAUCAUACAAGCUCGAACCCAAGCCCGAGUUGGGCAUCCAGUUCGGCGCUGGUGGUGAUACUCCUGCAUCAGGAAUCGAAGCUAUCGGUACUUCAGACCCCGGUAAAUUGGUGAAUUUGGGUCGCAAGUUUCUCGAUGCUGGGGUCAAGCGUCUCAUGAUCGAGUCAGAGGGCAUUACCGAGAAUGUCAAUUCGUGGCGAACAGAUGUAGUCUCGAGAACCAUGAAGGAGCUCCCUCUGGAGCGUGUAAUGUUUGAGGCGGCGGAUCCCAAGGUGUUCAAUUGGUAUAUCCGUGAGUUUGGGAUCGAUGUCAAUUUGUUUGUGGAUCAUAGCCAGAUUGUGCAGUUGACGUGCCUGCGAUCUGGCAUUUGGGGUACUGCGGAUACUUGGGGGAAGAUCGUGACCUUUAGACCAGAUUAA
Penicillium daleae is the source of this 1026-nucleotide messenger RNA. Its product is annotated as phosphosulfolactate synthase. Lineage: Eukaryota; Fungi; Ascomycota; Eurotiomycetes; Eurotiales; Aspergillaceae. The coding region runs from base 1 to 1026 and encodes 341 amino acids. The record is from RefSeq and is a predicted model, not a curated record. The transcript is spliced from 5 exons.